Messenger RNA from Funneliformis caledonium, 250 nucleotides. The record is from the annotation of a GenBank genome assembly. NCBI's taxonomy places the organism in Eukaryota, Fungi, Glomeromycota, Glomeromycetes, Glomerales, Glomeraceae.
AGAGCCAGAAGAAGAUAUUGAAGAAGAAGUUGAAGUUCCCAUCAUUGGCAAUUAUGAAGCAUUAGCAGCACUUGAAAAAAUAAUUAUGUAUGUUGAACAAAAAGCUGAAAAAAUUCAAUUUCAAAAAGACCAAAUUCGGGCAAUAAAAAAAUUGCGAAAGGCUAUAGAACGAGAAGAAUUUUGUUCCAAGCAACAAGUUACCUUAGACUCUUUUGUAGGAAUGGAUUUGACAGGUGAGAAAAACGAAUAG